UUAAAGCGUUCAACUGCAAACCAAUUAAUAAUGAGUGGAGAGGCUGUUCGCAAAAUUAUUGUUCUAUGGAAACCCUAGCUAGAAGAAGAUGAUGGCAGCUGUAAGGUUUCCACUAAACCCAAUGAGUUGUUCCAUGAAAGAUUUUUAUAGGGUUUGAUGAACCCCUUAAUUUCUAUAUCUCGCUUAAGAAGUUUCAAAUCUGGAUGCAAAAGUAUCCAAAAAGUGAUUUGUGAAAAGAUGUAUUUGGAAGCGAUGAUAUCACGUGUUUUUUGUGAUAUUUAUUGAUUCACUCCUAUAUUGGUAAUAUUUGCGGAAUGAUCAUUUGUUCAUGAGUCCAUCAAACUAAACACUCAUAUGCUUAAACAUGACUUGAAUUGAUAAACAAACAGUAAAAUAUGAUUAGCUUGGCUUAUACUUUGUUUGAACGAGUUUAAACGAGUCAAAAGUUGAGCUGAGCUCAAGGUGUGUGGUUCGUUUAGCCGCCCCUCCCAUAUUCACAUGUAUCCGAAGGUUGAAAUAUUGAAUACAUGGCCACGCAGUAAAAGGAAACAACCCAGAGUGCAUGGGUACCUGGGCGGUUGAGCCCAAAAUAACACAAGCUGUCAGGACUCCAAUCACCACCUUCCUGAAAAGAUCAUCACUACCGUUCCAUCGAAUCCACCCUAAUAGAAGUCCCCGUUUUUACAAUUCCAGCCACAAAAACCAACAUGUCCUCUUACCCAUCAAAUCCUUUGUUUCUGUCCACAGAUCUGGUCAUCUGUCUUUUCAUUCUUCUGCCCAUCUUUCGUUUGCCUUCCACCAGUUCGACAUUUUGUCGCAAAGAGAACAAAGCUCUGAAAAUAGGGGUUUUUUUGAUGCGCUGGUUCUUGUUAAAUUUGCCGCCAUGAAACCCGACAUUGUGACUGCGACAAUAGUGCAUCCCUUAGUCCUCAAGGUUGGUGUUCUUGCUCACUUACCCACUUCCACCUCUCUCCUUAUGAUCUACGCAAGAGCUGGAGAUUUUGAUGGCUCAGUUGCAUUAUUUAGGGAAAUUAUUUAUAAAGAUGUGGUGCUUUGGAAUGCCAUGAUAACCGCGUGCAUUGAGAACAGGUUUUUUGGUGCUGCAAUUGAUUUCUUUGUGGAGAUGAUGAAGGGAGGAAGUGGGUUUGAUUCCGGAACUCUUGUCAUUGCCAUUUCAGGCUUGACCCAUACAAAAGAACUGAAACAAGGUCGGGUUUUGCAUGGUUUGAGUGUGAAGGCAGGGAUGCUCUCGGAUUCUGUUUUGUGUAAUGCUCUAGUGUUCAUGUAUGCACAAUGCAGCGACUUGAGCUCUUCAGAGUCUAUAUUCGAAGAAAUGCAUUUUAGAGAUCUUGUUUCUUGGAAUUCAGUGAUGACUGGUUGCCUUCAUAAUAACAAUCCUGAGAAGUGUUUGCACUACUUGAAAAGGAUGAACUUGUGUGGAAAACAAGCUGAUGGUGUGAGUCUCUCAUGUGCAAUUGCAGCAUCUACUAGUUUGGGUGAGUUGGUUAUCGGUCAAGUUAUCCACGGAUGGGGAAUUAAAUUUGGUUACGAGAAGAGCUUCCAUAUUUCAGUUGCCAAUUCCCUGAUUUCACUAUAUUCUCAAUGUGGACAAAUUGAGGCUGCAGAGGCUGUUUUUAGAGGAAUUUUUCAGAAGGAUGUUAUUUCAUGGAAUUCAAUGAUUGAUGGGUUUGCCUCAAAUGGAAUGAUUUUGGAAGCAUUUGAUCUUCUUCGUGAAAUGCAGUUAAAAGGGUCAGUCCAACCCGAUACAGUCACUGUAGUUGCCAUAAUUCCUCUUUGUGCUGAAUUCACAUUAUUGAGAGAAGGAAGAUGUGUUCAUGGAUUCACAGUUCGUAGAAGCACGGGGUUGUUGGAUUUGUCAGUGGUGAACAGUCUAAUGAAUUUGUACAUGAAAUGCAAUAACCUUAAGGCAGCUGAGCAAUUGUUCAAUGCAAUGGCAUAUAUGGAUUUGGUCUCAUGGAAUACAAUGAUAUCUGGGUACUCCCUAAAUGGACACUCUAGAGAAGCUCAAUUUCUUUUCAAAGAACUGCUUCUCCUGUCUUCAUAUUGCAGCUUGUCAACUCUGCUGGCCAUUCUUCCUUCUUGCCAUUCCCAUUCAUCUCUCCAGUUUGGUAAAUCAAUCCACUGUUGGCAACUAAAAUUGACAUUUUCAAGCAAUAAUCUUGCAAUCAAUUCCUUGAUUCACAUGUAUGUUAAUUGCGGAGACUUGAAAUCUUCUGUGUUGUUGUUCACGGCUAUUUCUGCCACGGCUGAUAUUUCUUGUUGGAACACCAUAAUUGCAGGCUGCUUGCGGAAUGGCCAUUUCUGGAAAGCCUUAGAGAAUUUCAACUUAAUGAGGAGGGAAUCCCAUGUCAGUCACGAUUCCAUCACCAUUUUUAAUGUUAUAUCUGCAAGUGGAAAUCUUGGGUUGGUGUUGGAAGGAAAAUUACUUCACGGGCUUUCUUUUAAGACUUUGGAAGGUAUGGACAUCCGCGUCCAAAAUGCACUAAUUGCCAUGUAUGGUAGAUUUGGGGAUAUCGAAAGCGCAAAGUUGGUGUUUAACUUUUUCUCCAACCGCAAUUUAUGUUCUUGGAAUUGCAUGAUCUCUGCUUUGUCCCAGAAUAAGGAUGGGAAAACAGCUUUAGAAUGUUUUUCUACCCUUAGUUUUGAACCUAAUGAAAUAACCAUUUCCAGUGUCCUUUCAGCCUGUACCCAACUAGGGCUGAUGAGGCACGGGAAGCAGAUUCACGCUUAUGUUUUCAGGUUCGGAUUUGAAAGGAAUUCUUUCAUUUCUGCUGCUCUUGUGGACAUGUACAGCAAUUGUGGAAGUUUAGACACGGCGACAGAAAUAUUUCAAAAUUUACCUGAAAAAUCAGUUGCAGCUUGGAAUUCCAUGAUAUCUGCGUUCGGGUUCCAUAGCAACAGCCAAAAAGCAAUUCAAGUUUUCCAUGAAAUGAUCGAGUCUGGAACUAGUCCUUCUAAGAGCACGUUCAUAAGCCUUUUAUCGACUUGUAGCCAUUUGGGGCUUGUUGAUGAAGGUCAGUGGUAUUACAACCAUAUGUUGGAUGAAUUUGGAGUAGAACCAGAAACUGAGCAUCAUGUUUGCAUUGUUGACAUGCUUGGUCGAUCUGGACGGCUCAAUGAGGCUUAUGAGUUUAUCGAGCGGAUGGGAACGAAACCUGAGCCGGGGGUGUGGGGUGCCCUGUUAAGUGCUUGCAACUACCAUGGGGAUCUGGAGAUGGGUAGAGAAGUUGCAGAAACUCUCUUUAGUUUGGAGCCUGAGAAUGCUGGAUACUACGUAUCCAUGUUUAAUAUGUAUGUUUCUGCUGGAAGAUGGAGUGAUGCUGCAGAAUUGAGAAGAGUGAUUCAGGAGAAAGGGCUAAAGAAACCGGUGGGUUACAGUCUUAUCGAUGUGGGUAUUGGUUGAUAAGUGUUGAGGAUGUCAGAAAACUAUUAAUCAUUUGUCAAACAAUACAUUCGUAAAGGUAUUGCAAGUUUUUCUUUUUUCAUCCUUUUCUUUUCUGUGAGUUAAUUCAAAGAGCAAAAAAAAACCAGAUAUGGAUUAUUAA
Molecule: messenger RNA, 3566 nt
Organism: Rhododendron vialii
Lineage: Eukaryota; Viridiplantae; Streptophyta; Magnoliopsida; Ericales; Ericaceae
Product: pentatricopeptide repeat-containing protein At4g19220, mitochondrial
Exons: 1
Coding region: 563-3424 (953 amino acids)
Biological process (GO): RNA modification
Molecular function (GO): RNA binding; protein binding
Source: RefSeq, a predicted model, not a curated record